Dicrocoelium dendriticum is the source of this 540-nucleotide messenger RNA. The record is from the annotation of a GenBank genome assembly. NCBI's taxonomy places the organism in Eukaryota, Metazoa, Platyhelminthes, Trematoda, Plagiorchiida, Dicrocoeliidae.
GUUGGAUCAGAGAGAAGUAUAUUUACAAAUAGGAAAGAUAUGCUAGGUUAGAAGCUCAGUUGUGCCCCAUCAGCCCGUGGCGUUAUUCAGCCUCACACAAUCCGGUGAGUACAUGGUCGCCAACAUCUCCGACAGACCAAGGUUCCCAUCUCAAAUGGAGCAUUCAUUUCCCAUGUCUUGUCCGUAUCUGAUAGAGGUGAGAAGCGAAAUAACGCGAGGACAGACUUUUGGUUCGAAAAAUAUUCCUAGGGUGCGAGUGAUAGUAUUCCGUUAUUCCCCGAACCGGGUAUUUCAGCUGCGUUUCUUCACCAGUCUAACUAAUAUUGUCAGAGCAUCUUCAGGUGACGAAAUAUUUGCACAUAAAAUACUAAACCCGGAGGAAACCGAGCAACCAGAUAUACGAUUUAGACUUUCAAACAAAAGCGUGGUAAAUGAAGCUGUAACUUCGUAGCGGACUAACGCUACCUAACGUUCCUCAGUCAAUGGUCUGCCGAACGAAACCGACGUCACCACACUGUCUCCUAAGCACGUGAACAUGCG